GUUUUAGUUUUUAUUUCCCGAUCGUACGUCGAACAACAUUCCCGAUAAUUAAAUGUAUUCCAUCGGAAGUUAGAGCGGUUGCAAUCUUCUCUGUCGCGAGUUUAAUGGCAUUAUAAAAUAAAUAAAAACGGAAUAAUGAACAUAAUGGCGGAGAACGAAACGGGAUCUCAUUUACUGGGCCAAGAAUUGAAACGACUCAGUUUCGGAUGGACCGAUUACAGCCUUUUCACUGGCUUAUUGGGGAUCAGUGUCCUUAUAGGGAUCUACUUUGGCUGUUUCGGUAAGAAACAGGAUAACACUACCGAGUACUUGCUCGGAGGGAAAACAAUGUCGUGGUUUCCGGUCGCCAUGAGCUUAAUUGCCAGCCACGUAUCAGCGGUUUCAUUGCUUGCCGUGCCGGUCGAAGUGUAUCAAUACGGUACACAGUACGCCGCCUGCAUUUUUACAGCUGUGAUAUCGUGCACCCUCAUUUCCCUUAUCUACGUGCCUGUCUUUUAUCAGUUACAACUGACCAGCACAUUCGAGUACUUGGAGAUGAGAUUCACGAGGUCGGUUAGGACCUUCGCCUCCUUCCUCUACACCUUGUCGCUGAUCAUUUACAUACCUUUGAUCAUCUAUGUGCCAGCUUUGGCAUUUUCACAGGCCACAGACAUCAAUCUACACCUCAUCACCCCGGUCAUCGGCAUCGUCUGCAUAUUUUACACCACCAUAGGAGGUUUAAAAGCUGUCGUAUGGGCCGAUACAGUUCAAAUGACCGUGACCCUAGGAAGUCUUUGCGCCGUAUUCAUCCUGGGCACGAUAGCUGUGGGUGGUUUUGCUGAAACCUGGAGGAUAUCGGAGGAGGGUAGCAGAAUUAUUUUUUGGAAUAUGGACCCUAGUCUGUCUGCCCGAAAUUCUUUUUGGGGUAUGUCGAUCGGAAUGACACUCACGUGGAUAACGGGUCUUGGUAUCAGUCAAGUGUCCAUGCAAAGAUUUCUAUCGGUACCGAAUCUCAAAGAAGCACACAAGGCAGUAGCGUUUAUGGGAGUAUGUAUAGUAGCCAUUAAGUGGGUAUCCGUGCUCACGGGGCUUAUAAUGUACGCCAGGUAUCAUAAAUGCGAUCCAAUAAGCACAAACGUAAUUUCAAGGAGCGAUCAAUUAUUGCCGUAUUACGUAUUGGACGUUGCUGAGAAUAUUCCAGGACUUCCUGGCCUUUUUCUAGCCGGUCUCGUAAGCGCCGGUCUCUCUACGAUGAGCGCUGGUUUGAACACAGUAGCUGGCACAAUUUAUGAGGAUUUCAUCGAUCCAUGGUUACCGGAUAACAACAAUAAAGAGACCAGAGCAGCGAAUAUUAUGAAGCUAAUAGUGGUGGCCGUAGGAAUACUCUGUCUAGCUCUAGUCUUCCUGGUUGCAUUUUUGGGCGACAUUUUUCAAGUUUCAUUGACCCUCCACGGUAUCACAUCUGGAGCGAUGUUGGGUAUCUUUACAUUGGGAAUGUUAAUACCAUGGGCGACAUCGAAAGGAGCAAUAGCUGGUGGAUUACUAUCAAUGGGAUUAAUGGUUUGGGUGAUCAUUGGUGCCCAAAUAAACAUGGCUCUUAAAAAACUGGUCUAUCCACCUCUUCCUACCUCGACUGAAGAUUGUUUAAAGGAAGAAUUUAAUUUUAAUCAAACGACAACCGAGGCUCCUCCAACACCGAUUCCCGAGGACACACCUUUUGCCCUGUAUACCAUAUCGUUCAUGUAUUACACUAUGGUAGGCUUUAUAGUGGUGAUGGUGGUUGGAACGAUAGUUAGUUUCAUGACCGGCGUUCCGGACUUGAAGGAUAUCGACAGAAAUCAUUUUCCACCGAUUAUUCAGAGAUUCUUACCACCAAAGAAAUACACCGAAGUGCCUCUUCAUUCGGUCCCAACAACGUUGAUAACGAACCAAGAAAAGGAGAAGAUCAGUGCAUGAGAGAAAACGUGGCUCGUUUGAUUCUCAGAUAUUGUGUUCAUAGUUCUGUUAAAAAUCGAACCAACCGAUAAGAUAAGUCAGUACUGUUAACAAUUAAACGACGUUUCUAAUAACACCACGGUCUGUUAAAGAACAAACGAACGAUAAGCAUCGUCGAUUCGUGCAGAUGCCAAGAAAGUCUCUCCUCGGUUCGUCAGAGGAAAGCUCCGCGUAUAACUGGUUCGUUGGCGAGUUGAAAGCACCCAUUAGUCCCUCGAUGAGGGUGUCAAAUUGACUAGAUUAUAUAUCUGUCCCACGCAUCUCGAUACAAACAGCUCUCCUAAACAUCUGGAAGGAACGAUGCCUAUCGGAUUAGGAGAAAUGUAAAUGCAAAGGGUCGAGUAUUUCUGUCGAGUCAUUCGUCGCUUCCAUCCCGAAAAAUCCGCGAUAGAUCGAUCGUAAAAGUAUUAUCGCGCGUGUGAUAAAUACUUGCACGCGACCUAUGAGCUUUGUUACAUUCAAAGAACCUCGAACGGUACGAUUCAAUUCGGAUAUUAAGUUGGCGACUAAAUUCGCGACUCCCGAGUUCCAUUUCUUAUAUCGUAGAAUACAUUUUCAUCUGAAUUCAAAGUCUGUUCGUUAAGGCUGGUUAAGCAUAGUCGAAGAAAAUAGUGUACGAUUUAUUAGGAUAAUAACAAUAGCAGAAUAAUACAAUAGGAGAAGCUAUUGCGAGGUCUGCGAAGAAUCAAUAGCCGAGAUAUACAUCGCUAUGAUACAAAGGACAAUGCUUCGACCAGGGUACCGUGGGUCACGGUUGACCAACUUGUAACCCAGCAGCUUUCUAAAUGUAACACGCGUUAUUAUGAAGUGUUAACUUCGUUUCAAUAAUACUGGUACACACUUUCA
This is a messenger RNA of Osmia lignaria (orchard mason bee), 2820 nucleotides long. Its product is annotated as sodium-coupled monocarboxylate transporter 2. The record is from RefSeq and is a predicted model, not a curated record. NCBI's taxonomy places the organism in Eukaryota, Metazoa, Arthropoda, Insecta, Hymenoptera, Megachilidae. Gene Ontology annotation, cellular component: membrane. Gene Ontology annotation, molecular function: symporter activity. Gene Ontology annotation, biological process: sodium ion transport; transmembrane transport.